AUUUAGAAGGACUCUUUGAAGGAAGCUUUAGUUUUUAACUUCUCAAAUUCACUUUUCAAGUUGCUUUGAUUAGAUUGCAUAUGUGUAUAGCAAACAAGGUUUGGGGACAAUUUUAAUAUUAAGUUAUAGAUUGUAGAUGAGGAAAAAUUUUAGUGAAUAGAUUUUUUUUUAUCAUCUGUUUGAAUCAUUCUUACUUCUAUAUUUAUAGGGAACUUAAUCAAUGUGUUGAUUUGUUUAACCGAUUUCUCUAUUUAUUGAAUUUGUAUCUUUUAAAACUCAAUAUGUAUCAUUUUUAAUCUUUUACAAAUGAAAGAACACUUUAUGAAAAGGUUAGAAUUCAUUUGAAACGAAAGUAACACACUUGUAACUAAGAAUCAUCAAAUUUGAACUAUAGCAUUUGAAUGCUUUUGAAGUCAUUCAAAUCCCCUUUUAUAAUUUUGUUAUAAGUGAUUUUUUUUUAUCAUAAAAUUCGACGGCCCAAUCGAAAGCAUUCGAAUGCUUUAGUAUAAAAUCAUGUCAAAAGACUUCUCAAAUAUGACAUUCGAAUCCCUUUAAUCAAACAUUCGAAUCUUUUAGUAUAAAAACAUUUCAUAAGUUGAUUUUUAUUUUCAAUUGAUUCUUUCAUGUUUUAAUUCUAAACUUUCAUAUUUCUGCCGUUGAGACAGUAUUAGUUGAGGUGCCCUCUCUCUCUAUUUUGGUAGUUAAUAAUUAAUGUUUAUCAUCAUGAAAUCAAAAAGGAAAGCUACAUAAGAUCAAUUAAUGAAAUGGCUAAAUUUGAUCAUUAAACAGUUUGAUCUGUCAAGUGCUCAGAAAUAACCAAGAAAAUCCUAUUCUAUAAUGAUUAAGGAUUUCUUUCCUCACAAAACAAUAAAAAAGAUCACCUUAAAUAGCCUUGUCUUCCUGUGUUCAGCACAACAAUUGUUGUAAGCCAUCACUUUACGAACCAUGGAUCCAUCAUCAAUUGCAUAUGUUAUUUGCCUGGUCUCACUGAUCACAAUUUGUAUUACUGCAAAAGCACAGCGAAAUGUGUUCAACGUUCUAAGUUAUGGAGCUGCUGGCAAUGGCCUUACUGAUGAUUCCUUGGCGUUCAUGAAGGCAUGGAAGGACACAUGUAGUGCUGCAGCAGGCACUCCUACCUUGAUUAUUCCCAAAGGAAAAAUAUUUUUGGUGCAUCAGAUUACAUUCACAGGCCCCUGCAAGUCUAAUAAAAUAAAUGUCGAACUAUCAGGAACUAUUAUCGCACCCAAUGGUCCUGAUCAGUGGAAGGCAGCCGAUCUGUCAACAUGGUUAGCAUUUCAGGGUGUAAACGGUCUAACUAUUGAUGGACUUGGGAUGAUAGAUGGACGUGGCAAAGGCUGGUGGGAUCGCUCAUGCAAAUUUCAUCGUGGUCAGCAGGGAUGUAUCACACUAGCACCAACGGUACUUAAAUUUGAGAAUUGCAACAAUAUUCACAUGAGCAACAUUAAGUUUCACAACAGCCCCCAAACACACGUACUGAUCUUGGGAUGCCAAAAUGUUGAUUUUGGAUUCUUGACCAUACAAGCUCCUGGAACAAGCCCCAACACUGACGGAAUACACAUUCAGGUUGCUCGUAAUGUGUCCAUUCACAAUUCACAAUUUGCUGAUGGUGAUGAUUGUAUCUCCAUUGGUGAUAGGACUUCUGACAUCUCCAUCACUGACAUUAGUUGUGGCCCUGGUCAUGGUGUGAGCAUUGGAAGCCUAGGCAGGGGCGGAGCGGAGGUUCAAGUAAAUAAUAUUAAUGUGAGGCGAGUAAACUUCCGAGGGACAACUAAUGGGGUACGAAUCAAGACGUGGCAGGGAGGCAGAGGUAUAGUUCGAAACGUAUCUUUCUCAAACAUAAACUUCCGGGCAGUGGCAAAUCCAAUCAUCAUUGAUCAGUUCUACUGUGAUAUUCCAAAUUCGUGUAGGAAAUCGAACACUGCAGUUCAUAUUAGCGGUGUACGAUACUCUCAAUUGUUUGGGACAUCAAAGACAAAAGUGGGUAUCAAUCUCAAUUGCAGCAGUAAUGUUCCAUGCACCGGCAUUACAUUAGAGGACAUUCAUUUGGCAUCGGCAACUUCAGACAGCCAAUUGAUUUCUAGCUGCAACAACGCCUUUGGACUGAAUAGAGGAAUUAUAGAUCCCAAAUCCUGCCUCCGGAAAAUAAUUUGAGAGACAAUAUGAUUGUACAUUCAAAUUUCCUUCUAAAAAUAAAAACAGAAAUAAAAUGUCAAAAUUCAAUUUUAUUAAAUAAAAUAAUGGAUACAAAUUUCUAUAUGAUCUUUUUUACAGAAGAAAAUAAUCUUCUGAUUCGAUCUUAUCAAAAACAAAAAUGAUAUUCUAAUAAAAUGAUUGGCAAAUCUUCAAAACGACGUUUGUUGUGAUAGAAAACAAGCUUGUGAUUUUUGUGAACAAAAGCUUGAUCACGAACUGGCAAAAAUAAGCAGAUCUUUAAAGAAAUGACCAAAGCCUUAUGAUUUCUUGGUUGGUUAUUGAAUUUCAGACAGCUUGAGUAAUCUUCAAAGAUGAGCAGCAAAUCUUGAAUGUGUGAGAAUAAGGCUAGAGUGUUUCUUCUUUGCAUUUAUCUCCAGAUGAGUUGGAAGAACUCUCUAUUUAUAAUGCUAUGUGUGAUAUAAUGUGAGAAAGUUCUAA
Molecule: messenger RNA, 2652 nt
Organism: Durio zibethinus
Lineage: Eukaryota; Viridiplantae; Streptophyta; Magnoliopsida; Malvales; Malvaceae
Product: putative polygalacturonase At1g80170
Biological process (GO): carbohydrate metabolic process
Molecular function (GO): polygalacturonase activity
Source: RefSeq, a predicted model, not a curated record